AUGUUCAGAAAUGAAAUUAACUUACAUUUAGUUGUUGUCUUAUUGUAAAGAAAAUCAAAAACAAAUUAUACAAAAAAUAGUAAAGAAAGCACUAGAUUUUGCAAUUCUUUGUGGCAGUCCUAUUUGAAUCUAUUUAUAAAUGAGUGUCAUAAAAUGAGGAUGUUAUUUAAUAAGCAGAUAUAUGUAUCAAGUAGAAGUGGGCUUCAUAUGAAGAAAUUUUGGAUGGAUACCUAAAGAGCAAAAGGACCAAAUAACAUUUAAUCAACUAAUAAAUUACCAGUAUUAUAUUUUAACAAUGCGAUAAAUGGUUUGAAUCACUUAAUUGUUAUUAUAUGUUAGAAGAAGAAUUAGGAGUCACAAAUAAACGAUAGAGAAAAUGAAUGA
Molecule: messenger RNA, 384 nt
Organism: Paramecium octaurelia
Lineage: Eukaryota; Ciliophora; Oligohymenophorea; Peniculida; Parameciidae
Source: the annotation of a GenBank genome assembly